This is a messenger RNA of Suncus etruscus (white-toothed pygmy shrew), 2703 nucleotides long. It is a transcript of the gene ACTN3, whose product is annotated as actinin alpha 3. The transcript has 21 exons. Gene Ontology annotation, biological process: muscle cell development; actin cytoskeleton organization. The record is from RefSeq and is a predicted model, not a curated record. Gene Ontology annotation, cellular component: Z disc; cell junction; cortical actin cytoskeleton. Bases 1 to 2703 code for a protein of 900 amino acids. Gene Ontology annotation, molecular function: calcium ion binding; actin filament binding. Lineage: Eukaryota; Metazoa; Chordata; Mammalia; Eulipotyphla; Soricidae.
AUGAUGAUGGUGAUGCAGCCCGAGGGCCUGGGGGUCGGAGAGGGGCCCUACGCGGGCGGCGGGGGCGGAGAGUACAUGGAGCAGGAGGAGGACUGGGACCGGGACCUGCUGCUGGACCCCGCCUGGGAGAAGCAACAGCGCAAGACCUUCACCGCCUGGUGCAACUCUCACCUGCGCAAGGCCGGCACCCAGAUUGAGGACAUUGAGGAGGACUUCCGCAAUGGGCUCAAGCUCAUGCUGCUGCUGGAAGUCAUUUCAGGAGAGAGGCUGCCCAAGCCGGACAAGGGCAAGAUGCGCUUUCACAAAAUUGCCAACGUCAACAAGGCCCUGGACUUCAUCGCCAGCAAAGGGGUGAAGCUGGUCUCCAUCGGGGCUGAAGAGAUCGUGGACGGAAACCUGAAGAUGACCCUGGGCAUGAUCUGGACCAUCAUCCUCCGCUUUGCCAUCCAGGACAUCUCAGUGGAGGAAACCUCGGCCAAGGAAGGCCUGCUUCUGUGGUGUCAGCGCAAGACGGCGCCAUAUCGCAAUGUCAACGUGCAGAACUUCCACACCAGCUGGAAGGACGGCCUGGCCCUCUGUGCACUCAUCCACCGGCACCGCCCGGAGCUCAUCGACUAUGCCAAACUACGCAAGGAUGAUCCUAUCGGCAACCUAAACACAGCCUUCGAGGUAGCAGAGAAAUACCUGGACAUCCCCAAGAUGCUGGACGCAGAAGACAUCGUGAACACCCCAAAACCUGAUGAGAAGGCCAUCAUGACCUAUGUUUCCUGCUUCUACCAUGCCUUCGCUGGCGCUGAGCAGGCAGAGACAGCCGCCAACAGAAUCUGCAAGGUGCUGGCCGUGAACCAGGAGAAUGAGAAGCUGAUGGAGGAAUAUGAGAAGCUGGCCAGUGAGCUACUAGAGUGGAUCCGACGCACCGUGCCAUGGCUGGAGAGCCGUGUGAGUGAGCCCAGCAUGAGUGCCAUGCAGCGCAAGCUGGAGGACUUUCGGGGCUACCGGCGCCUGCACAAGCCACCCCGGGUGCAGGAGAAGUGCCAGCUGGAGAUCAACUUCAACACACUGCAGACCAAGCUGCGCCUCAGCAACCGACCGGCUUUUAUGCCCUCUGAGGGCAGGCUUGUCUCGGACAUCGCCAGUGCCUGGCGCGGCCUGGAGCAAGCCGAGAGGGGCUACGAGGACUGGCUGCUGUCUGAGAUUCGCCGCCUGCAGAGGCUGCAGCACCUGGCAGAGAAGUUCCAGCAGAAGGCGUCCUUGCACGAAGCCUGGACCCGGGGGAAGGAGGAGGCGCUGAGCCACCGCGACUACGAGUCGGCCUCGCUGCAGGAGGUGCGGGAGAUGCUGCGGCGCCACGACGCCUUCGAGAGCGACCUGGCGGCGCAUCAGGACCGCGUGGAGCACAUCGCGGCGCUUGCGCAGGAGCUCAAUGAGCUCGAUUACCACGACGCAGCAUCAGUGAACAGCCGCUGCCAGGCUAUCUGCGACCAGUGGGACAACCUGGGCACCCUGACCCAGAAGAGGCGGGAUGCGCUGGAGAGGAUGGAGAAGCUUCUGGAGACUGUCAACCAGUUGCAGCUGGAGUUCGCACGGAGGGCAGCGCCCUUCAACAACUGGCUGGACGGUGCCGUGGAGGAUCUGCAGGACGUGUGGCUGGUGCACUCGGUGGAGGAGACCCAGAGCCUGUUGUCCGCACAUGAACAGUUCAAGGCCACGCUGCCCGAGGCUGACCGGGAGCGAGGGGCCAUCAUGGGCAUCCAGGGUGAGAUCCAGAAGAUCUGCCAGACAUACGGGCUGCGGCCCAGCCUCACCAACCCCUACAUCACCCUGACCCCGCAGGAUAUCAGCAACAAGUGGGAAAUGGUCCGAAAGCUGGUGCCCAAUCGUGACCAGACGCUGCAGGAGGAGCUGGCCCGGCAGCAGGGGAAUGAGCGGCUCCGACGACAGUUUGCAGCCCAGGCCAAUGCUGUGGGGCCCUGGAUCCAGGGGAAGAUGGAGGAAGUGGGGCGCCUGGGGGCUGGCUUGCUGGGUUCCCUGGAGGAGCAGAUGGCAGGGCUCCGGCAGCAGGAGCAGAACAUCAUCAACUACAAAAGCAACAUGGACCGGCUGGAGGGCGAGCACCAGCAACUGCAGGAAAACCUGGUGUUUGACAACCAGCACACGGCCUACAGCAUGGAGCACUUGCGUGUGGGCUGGGAGCAGCUGCUCACUUCCAUCGCCCGCACCAUCAACGAAGUGGAGAACCAGGUGCUGACCCGAGAUGCCAAAGGCCUGAGCCAGGAGCAGCUCAAUGAAUUCCGAGCAUCCUUUAACCACUUUGACCGGAAACGAAAUGGAAUGAUGGAGCCUGAUGACUUCCGGGCCUGCCUUAUCUCCAUGGGCUACGACCUGGGGGAAGUGGAGUUUGCCCGCAUCAUGACCAUGCUGGACCCCAAUGCCACAGGAGUCGUGACCUUCCAGGCCUUCAUCGACUUUAUGACCCGAGAGACGGCUGAGACUGACACGGCGGAGCAGGUGGUGGCCUCCUUCAAGAUCCUGGCAGGAGACAAGAACUACAUCACCCCCGAAGAGCUGCGGCGUGAGCUCCCAGCCGAGCAAGCCGAGUACUGCAUUCGCCGCAUGACACCAUACAAGGGUGCAGGGGCGCCGGGAGGAGCUCUAGACUACGUGGCCUUCUCCAGUGCCCUCUAUGGAGAGAGUGACCUCUAA